UUGCCUGAGACAGGAAAAAAUAAGAAAGCAUAAGCACAACGCGAUGCAAGCCAUACCACUCAGAACGUACUGGGGGUUGUAUUCAUUUUUUCACCAUCUCGUCGUUGUUUUGAAAAAAAAAAGAAGGCGUAAUCAGUUUAAACCUUGUUUUAUGUGAAUUUCUGCACUUAUAUAUUUCUGAAAUAAAACCAUUAAAUUAUAUCUUCUUUGUGAAUACUCGCCCCAGGGAAGCUUGAUCUUUUCUGUGAAGCAUUGCAAACUGCUUUGUGUGACUGGCCGUCACGUUGCCAACGUGAAUGAGGCAGUUUGUGCAAUCCAUGCUUGAGUAUACAGAGCUAAAAACCUCAGAAGCUGUACUUUUAAGGAUUUUACAGUGGAGCUGCUGAAACCGUAGCAACUGCUUCUGAUCCUUCACAGGGGAAAAAAUCUGUUAUCGGUGCAAUGUUGUGGCCUUUGAAAAGUCCAACCGGAUGACGCUACGUUCAGCAACGGCACUACACUGAACUGGGACACCCAUUUCUGUGAAAAUGCAUAUCUGGAUAUUGAAAAUCAUCUUGUUGGCUGCUACAUCUCUAAAUGUUAUAGAGAUGUAUGAAAAUUAUGGAGAAAUUUGCCAAAAGCUCUGUUCUUGUGAAGAGAAAGAUGGAAUUUUAACAGUAAGCUGUGAAAACAGAGGAAUUGUCAGACUUUCAGAAAUAAGCCCAGUACAUUUUUCUAUGUAUCAUCUUCUGUUAACUGGAAAUCUUCUGAAACGACUUUCCCCAAAUGAUUUUAUCAAUUACACUGGGGUUACAAUUUUACAUUUAGGAAACAAUGAUAUUCAAGAAGUUGAAACUGGAGCUUUUAACGGACUCCAAGGAUUAAAGAGAUUGCAUCUGAACAAUAACAAAAUAGAAAUGAUAAGGGAUGAUACAUUUAUUGGGCUUGAAAGUUUGGAGUAUCUGCAGAUUGAUUACAAUUAUAUAACAAACAUUGAACCUAAUGCCUUGAGCAAAUUACACCACUUGCAGGUACUUAUUCUAAAUGACAACUUGUUGUCUAUUCUACCAGGUAACAUUUUUCGAUAUGUUCCAUUAACUCACCUUGACCUGAGGGGAAACAGACUUAAAAUGUUACCUUAUGUAGGUCUUUUGGAACACAUGGACAAAGUUGUGGAAUUACAACUUGAAGAAAAUCCUUGGAAUUGUUCUUGUGAGCUAAUUUCUUUGAAAGCUUGGCUGGAAAGCAUUUCUUAUUCAGCUUUAGUUGGGGAGGUUGUGUGUGAAACACCUUUCCGGCUUCAUGGUAGAGAUUUGGAUGAGGUUUCAAAACAGGAACUAUGCCCUAGAAGAGCAAUUUCUGAAUAUGAAAUGAGACCACAACCACCUUUGAGCACUAUUGGAUAUUUUCAUACCACACCGGCAGCUGUGACGGCUUCAGCUACAUCAUCAGCUGUUUUAAGAUCUUCUUCAAAGCCCACAAAGGGUACUCGCCAACCAAACAAACCAAGAGCAAGGCCUACAUCUCGCAUUCCUUCAAAUAAUGCAUACAAUUAUGGACCAAUAAUUGCUUAUCAGACCAAAUCCCCAGUGCCUUUGGAGUGUCCCACUGCCUGUACUUGUAAUUUACAAAUAUCUGAUCUAGGACUCAAUGUUAACUGCCAAGAAAGAAAGAUUGAAAACAUUGCUGAUUUAAAACCCAAACCAUACAAUCCCAAAAAGAUGUAUCUUACAGGAAAUUACAUUGCCAUGGUGAAUAGAUCUGAUUUCACUGAUGCUACUGGAUUAGAUUUACUUCACCUUGGAAACAACCGGAUAGCUAUCAUACAUGACAAAGCCUUUGGAGAUUUAAAAAACUUGCGUAGGCUUUACCUGAAUGGUAAUUUAAUUCAGCGUCUCACAGCAGAAAUGUUUUAUGGGCUACAGAGCCUACAAUAUUUGUAUUUAGAAUACAAUGUGAUAAGAGACAUUGUAUCAGGUACCUUUCAGUAUGUACCAAAUCUCCGUCUUCUUUUUCUCAAUAACAACCUUCUGAAAACUUUACCUGGAGGCAUAUUUGCAGGCCUGACUUUAAAAAGACUUAGCCUUCGAAGCAACCAUUUCCACAAUUUACCAGUAAGUGGUGUGUUAGAUCAGCUCACAUCAUUAGUUCAAAUUGAUUUGCAUGAAAACCCUUGGGAUUGCACUUGUGAUAUAAUUGGAAUGAAGAUCUGGCUGGAGCAGCUUAAUACUGGUGCUGUUGUCAAUGAUGUGAUCUGUGGGUCUCCAAAGAAAAUGUCUGGUGAGGAUAUUCGGUCCAUUUCAUCUGAUCUUCUUUGUCCGGAUUACUCUGACAUAAUUGUUUCUACUCCUCCACCUUCUGAAGAACCACUUUCAGAAAGAGCCACCACUAUAGAAACAUCAAUUAAAUAUAAUACACCAUCAAGCUCAGUACCUUUGUCUGUUCUAAUUCUGAGCCUUCUGCUAGUGUUCAUAAUGUCUGUUUUUGUAGCUGCUGGGUUGUUUGUGGUUGUAAUGAAAAGAAGAAAAAAGUCUCAAAAUGACCGAACCAGCACUAAUAACUCAGAUGUGAGUUCUUUUAACCUGCAGUAUAGCCUUUAUAGUAACAGAUCAGUUCCCAAAGUAAAAACCCCUGCUGGGCAUGUGUAUGAGUAUAUCCCACAUCCACUGGGUCACAUGUGCAAAAACCCAAUUUACAGAUCAAGAGAAGGGAAUUCAGUUGAGGAUUACAGAGACCUGCAUGAGCUAAAAGUUACAUAUAGAAAUAAUAUUGAUGAAGAAAGAGACAGUCAUUUAAGAAGUCCAACAUAUAGUGUGAGUACAAUAGAACCAAGAGAAGAAUCAUCACCAGUACAAAAUGCAGAGCAUUUCUACAGAGGUAUUCUAGAAGCAGACAAACAGUCACCUUCUGGGAACAAUAUUGAUUACAAGUAUAGUGGCCCAGCUGCAUAUACAUAUACACCAAACUACGAUUUAAGACGUCAAUUUUUGCAUCCUGAAAGGAUAAGAGAGACUGUGCUGUACAGUACAACACCAAGUACUGUAUAUGUUGAGCCCAACAGAAAUGAAUAUUUGGAACUCAAAGCUAAACUUCAAGCUGAGCCGGACUACCUCGAAGUUCUUGAGAAACAGACAACCUUCAGCCAGUUUUGAAUUACAGAUUUGUCUAUACAGUAUAUAAAGCAUUUUUUCUCCUUAAAUUAUGAUUUCAAAUGGGGGUUAAAGUGCCUUGGCACAACAAUAACCACCUUCAAAGACUACCAGUAUAUGGGGUGUGCUGGACUGUGUUUUUUUUUAAAUACAUAAUGUUACAGAACUUAAUGUUUUCUUAACUGACAAAUAGGUAAAUUGAUCGUAACUCAUCAAUGGACAAUUUCAAUUAUAUAUUUUUUUAUGUUUAAGAUUAAGUUCACAUUAACAGAAAUGUAAAGGUAAUUUUAUCCAAGAACAUUUUAAGGAAUAUUAUCUUACAUAUAUUGUGAUUCACUGAUGUUUACUGCUCACCACCUAAUCAAAAAAAUAUAAACGGUGCAUUGUUUGCACGAGGCAUUUCUUCUCUAUUCCUUCAAUAACAAAGGAUGCUAAGUCUGUAAGUAUAAAUUUAAGGGUAUACUUUUGUGAAAUCUUCCAUUUACUAUUGAAAUUAAUUAUUAAAUGAUAUUACUUGGUUUAUAUUUUAUAAUCCUAAAUUAAAGGUUUUGUUUCUAGUACAGGAUUAUUUAGCUAGCAAAGCCAAAGUGGCUUCAUUAAAAGUUGGCACACCCCAAUGUCAACACAAGGCUCCAUUUUAAAAAUGUGUCUUUGUGUGCUUUCUGCACUUUUUGAAAUAGGAGACUCAAAAGUCUUCAGAGUUCUAUCUCAGACAAAUCAUAAGGAGUUUAUAUAAUAUAUAUAUACAUAUAUAAAGCUUCAUAAACAAUAAAAGUAAUAAUUAACUUGUGUAAUACUGAUAUUUUAACGUAGCACCUAUUUUUAUACAAGCAUCCUCAAUUCUCUUACCUUCACUUUUUUUUCUUUGAUUGCUUUACACAUAUUGCACUGUAUGACCAAAAUGCAUAUACAGUAUGUAAACAGUAUGGGCGAUGUUAGGUUUCUGUAAAUAUAGAAGGGGAAAUAAACAUAGCCUGUUAUUGCAGACAGAGCCAUUUUACCAGAGGCAGCUAAAAUGGAAGAAACAUGGGAAUAAGGGAUUUAGAAAAUCUGUUUUAUUCUACUGAUUUGUGAUUGCUCAUCCACAACAAUUUGUAUUUGAUGUUACUAGUGAUUUGGAAAGAAAAAAAGUUGCAACUGUACAAUUCAGUAGUUCAUUAUGAGCCACAACUGACUCAGUAUCCACACACAACAGGGAGUGAGGGUUCAGAAAUGAAGAUGUACGAAAGUAUUGGUGUAACAUCUGGCUACAAAUGGUAAAUGUAUUUCAGCACAUGUAUUUUUUAAUAAUUUACCAAUAAUAAAUAAAUACAUUUUAAAAUAA
Messenger RNA from Lepisosteus oculatus (spotted gar), 4452 nucleotides. NCBI's taxonomy places the organism in Eukaryota, Metazoa, Chordata, Actinopteri, Semionotiformes, Lepisosteidae. The record is from RefSeq and is a predicted model, not a curated record.